AUGUCGUUAUCGGGUGUAUUUAAUGGGCAUUUCGCUGUCCAAAUUCCAUUCAGAGUAGUGAUGAAUUUGUUGAGCGAUAAUAUUAUGGAUAUUUUGAAUAGUCCAGAUGAAGGAUUUCUCUCAAUGGAAGAUUGCACUCACCAAGUUUCCUCGACACGCAUAACUGGUCCUGGGUUUAGUAUCCGGGGCAAUAGCGAUCAGAGAUCAGAGAAUCGCAUCCUGGGUAUAUGCGCUGAGUGCGUUAGGCCUAUUAUGGAGAAGUAUUAUCUGGCUGUUGACGGACAAACUUGGCAUCUCUCCUGCUUGCGAUGCGCCAUUUGUAACUGUGAUCUCCAGUGGCAAUCCUCCUGUUUUUCCUACGAAGGUCGUCUGAUAUGUAGGGAGGAUUAUCGUCGACGCACCGAGUGCCUCAGUUGUGAAAGACGUUUUAGAAAGGUGGAUAGGGUACAUAUCUUCCAAGACGGUCGGACAUUUCAUUGUGAGUGUCUUCGAUGUCAUCAGUGCAGACGAGAAAUUCAGAAAGGUGAGGGAUUCUUCUGCUUGCAAAAGACAGUACUCUGCCUAGGUUGCCAUCAGAAACCGCAAAAAAGAAGACUAUCCGAUAGUCCGUCUUUGGAUUUUUCGUCAGCCGCAACUUCCUCAAAUUCGAUCAAUGUGCCAAAUUCAAAUAGAGAGCACGAAAACAGACGAGAACAAAAUCGGUCAGCAAGUGGAACAUCGGCCAGUUCAGAAAUUCCACGGAAACGGCACCGAACCUCAUUUAAACAAGCCCAAUUAGAAAUAAUGAAGGAUUACUUCCGAAUCAAUCAAAAUCCUGACAAAAAUGAACUCCUCCAAAUGGCCGAAAAAACUGGUCUAAGAGCGCGUAUUCUUCAGGUUUGGUUUCAAAAUGCACGAGCGAACUUUCGACGCCGAUCAUUGAAUAGAGGAAGUGAAAACGUGGAGACAACGACAAGUCAAAAUUCAUCCAUUUCCGGUGGUACUCCAAUCGGAGACUUCGAAUCCCCAAACGAACAUUAA
Rodentolepis nana is the source of this 1020-nucleotide messenger RNA. Lineage: Eukaryota; Metazoa; Platyhelminthes; Cestoda; Cyclophyllidea; Hymenolepididae. The record is from the annotation of a GenBank genome assembly.